ACCGGUAAUGAAAUAAGCACGUGUUUACAUCUGUCAAAACAACAAAUGUAAACAAACAUGUCUGAGUGUGUGAUAGUUCCAGCAAAACGUGACAGGAAGGUUAUAACUGGCCCAAAAGGACCAAGAAAGACUGCUCACCAGAUUCCAGAUGAAAUAUUAAAUGAUGCCAUGUUAAAUGAGGCAGUUCAGCAGUUACCAUCAAAUUACAAUUUUGAAAUUCCUAAAACAAUAUGGAGGAUCAGACAGACUGGAGCAAAGAGAGUUGCCCUGCAGUUCCCAGAAGGUCUCUUGUUAUUUGCAUGUACAAUAUCAGAUAUUAUAGAACAAUUUACAGAUGCCGAUACAUUGAUUAUGGGAGACGUGACAUAUGGGGCAUGUUGUGUUGAUGAUUAUUCUGCCCGCGCUCUCGGAGCUGACAUCAUGAUCCACUAUGGUCAUAGUUGUCUAGUACCUAUAGAUAGAACAGAGGGUAUACAGAUGUUAUAUGUGUUUGUGGACAUUAAGAUUGACACUGUACAUUUUAUAGACACAUUGAGACAUAAUUUCUCACAAGGUACAUGUACUAGCCUAGCACUAGUCAGCACUAUACAGUUUGUUACAGCAUUACAGUCUGUGAGUGAACAUCUUAAGGAAGAAUAUAAGAUAAUAUUACCUCAGUGUAAACCUCUCUCACCUGGAGAAAUACUUGGCUGCACAUCACCAAAACUAACUGGAGCUGAUGUCAUUGUAUAUCUGGGAGAUGGAAGAUUUCAUUUGGAGUCAAUAAUGAUCCAUAAUCCUGAUAUACCAGCAUACAGAUAUGAUCCGUACAGUAAGAUAUUUUCACGAGAAUAUUACGAGACAGAGAAGAUGCAUGAAAUACGUAGACAAGCUAUAGCCCGGGCAUCUCGUGCUCAAAAUAUUGGAAUUAUUCUUGGUACACUAGGCAGACAAGGAAAUCCUAAAAUUCUACAGCAUCUACAAGAUAAAAUUGUUGAAAGUGGUAGAAAAUAUGUCACUGUGUUACUGUCAGAGAUUUUCCCAAAUAAACUUGCUCUGUUCCAAGAUAUAGAUGCUUGGGUACAAAUUGCGUGUCCAAGAUUGUCAAUAGAUUGGGGAAUGGCAUUUGAUAAACCUUUACUAUCACCAUACGAGAUGUCAGUGGCGUUGAAUUCUGUACAGUGGCAGAGUGUAUACCCAAUGGAUUUUUAUGCUAAUGACAGUCUUGGUGCCUGGACAAACAAUAAUGAAGCUCAUAGGCCAGUCAGACAGAGAAAAACUAGACCAGUCAAAAUUUAAAUAAAACCAGACAACCAUUCAGCAUCAUCUGGAGGCUUGCAGGCAGAAAAGUUACAGAACAGUUCUGCAGACGUUUGUUUAGAUAAACAGAACACUGUAGCAGAUAAAACUGUUUCAGACAAGAACACUGAAGAUUUACAUGAAGUUUUAAAUACAUGCUCUGAUAACUCUUGUUGCAGAGCAGAAGACACAAAAUGUUGCGCUAACAAUACUUGACCUAGUUUUUAUGAUAGCAAUAAAAUGUUACAUUAAUCUC
Messenger RNA from Ruditapes philippinarum (Manila clam), 1534 nucleotides. Its product is annotated as 2-(3-amino-3-carboxypropyl)histidine synthase subunit 1-like. The record is from RefSeq and is a predicted model, not a curated record. The transcript has 12 exons. Lineage: Eukaryota; Metazoa; Mollusca; Bivalvia; Venerida; Veneridae. Gene Ontology annotation, molecular function: 2-(3-amino-3-carboxypropyl)histidine synthase activity. Bases 58 to 1278 code for a protein of 406 amino acids. Gene Ontology annotation, biological process: protein histidyl modification to diphthamide.